GCAGACACUUUCAUCAUGAAGACUUUCUUGCAAUGCCUGCUCACCUCUUCGGCCCUACUUGGUGUGACGAUCUCUGCGCCAACACCAGCACCUGAGCAAGGACCAAGCUUCCCCAUUACUGAUCUCCUCAAUACCGAUCUUACAAUCGAGGAGUAUGCCAAACAGCUAGAGGAGAAAUCGACAUCCGAAACAAGCGGAUUGAGCAAACGACAAUUCAACGGCGACACCUAUAACCAGCUCACGGACGGAACGCCAUGCCGUGAGAUUACCGUGAUUUAUGCCCGUGGAACUACCCAAGAUGGCAAUGUCGGUGCACCGGACACUGAGGGGCCUAAUUUCUUCAACGCUCUCGCAGCUAAACUUGGGGGAACCAGUCGUCUCGCAAUCCAGGGAGUCACCUAUCCUGCUAACGUAUUCGGAUUCCUAGCCGGAGGUGAUUCAGCUGGAAGUACCACAACAUUAAACUUGAUAAAUACGGCUGCAUCUAAAUGCCCAUCGACAAAGAUUGUCCUCUCUGGAUAUACCCAGAAGUUGUCUGCAUCUGUGGCCGCGCGGGUUAAUGCAGUGGUUGUUUUCGGUGACCCAGAUCGUGACGAGGGCUUUGGUCCCAUCGCCGCCUCGAAAAUACUUAUCAUUUGCCAUGAUGGUGAUAACAUUUGUGACAAUGGCAUCAUAAUUACUCCUCAACAUAGGAACUACGAGAUUGAUGCUCCCGCUGCGGCCAAUUUCGUCGCUUCAAAGGUGUAA
Molecule: messenger RNA, 747 nt
Organism: Aaosphaeria arxii CBS 175.79
Lineage: Eukaryota; Fungi; Ascomycota; Dothideomycetes; Pleosporales
Product: carbohydrate esterase family 5 protein
Exons: 5
Coding region: 16-747 (243 amino acids)
Biological process (GO): carbohydrate catabolic process
Cellular component (GO): extracellular region
Molecular function (GO): cutinase activity
Source: RefSeq, a predicted model, not a curated record